AUGGCAGACAACAUGUGUGGCCCUUCCAACGGCGCCAAGGAUCUUCUAGCGCAUGCGGACCGCGAUCGCACCAUCCACCAGGAUCGCCUUGUCAAUGCGCCGCAGGCCGGCCCGGGCAAUGCUUUCCGCUCCCAACUCCCCGUCGACCAUGGCGCCGCCGAGAUGGCCUUCGGAAACUUCCAGGAGGGCGGCGCUCCCAUGGACGCGACCUUCAAUCCCGGCUUGCAUAUGACCACCGUCGCUCCGAUCGGUCACCACGCCCCUGGCGCUCCGGCCUACGGUCCUCCCGCCGUCGGUACCCCUAUGUCGAUGGGUUAUGCUGGUCCUAGCGCUCCUGCUGCUCGUCUGGCUUCUCCUCUGAUUGGUAGCGACUCUCACCAGGAGUGGGUUAAUCAGUUCGCGCGCAUGCAGGUCGCUCCUGGUGCGGCUGGCCCGGGCACUGCGAUGCCGAACCAUCUGAUGAACCCGGCCAUGCGUCUUCAGUCGGCUCCCUUUGGCGCGCCUAUGCUCGGCGGUGCGCCUCCCGCUCUUCUCCCCUUCCACGGCCCAGUCAUGAACGCAGGCACCCAGGAACAGGCUCAAGUUGGCCCCUUGCAGGACAAUGCGGCUUUGAUCGACGACGAGGCAUUCAACCGCGCCUUCGACGAAUAUGACGACGUCUUCGUCGAUCAGUCCGCCGACUGGGAAGAGAAGCAGAAGCUCGCUAACACCGAGUUCAUCAAAGCUCAGGACCAGUGGAUGGCUGAGCACGGCCCGCGCGCCGAAUCGAAGCGCGUGGUCACGCCGCCCACCGCCGAGGAGAUGAAGGUGAUUGACGCCGACCUCGAGAAGAUCGCGCAGGAGCAAGACAAGAAGCGCUCCGAGGACGAGCUUGCGCGCGCCGCUGGCGAAAUCGUCAAUUCGGUCAUCGACGACGACUCGGACAAGUUCAAGAACUCGCGCUUCUUUGAGCUGAUGCGCCGCAUCCGCGACCGCGAGGUGGUCAUUGCGGGUGACAACUUCGUCGACACAGCCACUGGCGAGAAGGUCGAGCAGAGCCAUAGCGAUGAGGGUGAUUCGGGCUUCAACUCGGAAGCGAUUGCGAAUGGAGAGAGCAACGGUGCCGGUUCGCAUUCCGCUUGA
Chaetomium strumarium is the source of this 1122-nucleotide messenger RNA. RefSeq lists its product as uncharacterized. The transcript is spliced from 2 exons. Bases 1 to 1122 code for a protein of 373 amino acids. NCBI's taxonomy places the organism in Eukaryota, Fungi, Ascomycota, Sordariomycetes, Sordariales, Chaetomiaceae. The record is from RefSeq and is a predicted model, not a curated record.